This is a messenger RNA of Camponotus floridanus (Florida carpenter ant), 480 nucleotides long. RefSeq lists its product as uncharacterized. Bases 4 to 471 code for a protein of 155 amino acids. The transcript has a single exon. Lineage: Eukaryota; Metazoa; Arthropoda; Insecta; Hymenoptera; Formicidae. The record is from RefSeq and is a predicted model, not a curated record.
GGCAUGUCGCCGCACAGUAUCAUAAAGGCAAUCAAAUAUGGCCUUCUUAGUCUUACUGUUGAAGAACUGAAAUAUUUUCAAAGUUUUGGAAUAGAAAUGAAAAAUGGAUGGACAAAGGAAAAACUUGACGAGAAACUGAUUUGGAAUCUGAUUAUUACUGGAUUAACUAAAAAUCAAUGUUGGAAUAUCAUUAUGUGCGGGCUAGUAUCUCAGAAUGAUAAUGUAUUAUAUCGACUUUUAUCGAGCGGCAUUGAUGUCCCAGGAAUUUUGAGUUGGCCGGGAAAAUCUAAGCCAAUUACACCAACAAUGAUUCGUUUCUUAAAAGAGCUUGGAAUGGACGAAGAUACUCUUUGUUAUGUAAAAGAGAAUGGUAUUGAUGAUGAGAUCGAAGAUAUGCUAAUUGAUCUCGGUUAUAAUGAUUACAAGGAAAAGGAAAUUUCACAAGUAACUGAAGUAUUCUUUUCUAAGUGAUUUCAAAGA